AUGUCUCAUUUUCCACCCAAAUCUACGCCGCUCGUGGCUCCAGGACACACUCGACCCGUCACGCAUCUUUCUUUUUCCCCAAUCUUGGACGAUAGCUCGUACUUGUUGAUCUCGAGUUGCAAGGAUGGCAAUCCAAUGCUCAGGGAGUGGACAGGCGACUGGAUAGGUACAUUCCUUGGCCACAAGGGCGCGGUGUGGAGCUCAAAACUCUCGCUGGACUCAUCUCGCGCGGCUUCAGGCAGUGCUGAUUUCACCGCCAAAGUUUGGGAUACGUUUUCUGGAAAGCAGCUGCAUUCGUUUCCACAUAACCACAUCGUCCGAACAGUGGCGCUGUCACCUACAUCUCAACAUCUUCUGACGGGUGGCCAGGAGAAGAAAGUGCGGAUAUUCGAUGUCGGUAGACCCGACGCAGAUCCGGAUUUCCUUCUCGAUGGAGGCACUCUGUCCCAUGACGGUAUGGUAAAGAGUGUCGUCUGGGUAGGUGAUCAUACUGGGAUAUCGGCCGGUGAAGAUGGAUACAUCAAGUGGUGGGAUUUGCGAAGCCGGACGCUAACAACAAAGCUCAAUUUUCCUCAGGCGAUCACGUCGAUGGAAUACUCGGCGCCUACGCAGCGGCUAGUCGUGUGCUCAGGCAAAACCGUCGCUUUCAUCCCUGCUCUUCCUACCGGGACAGUGCCCGCACAUACGCUCAAUCUUGCGUAUACGCCCUCCUCUGCCUCUAUCCAUCCUGUACUUCAGGAUCGCUUCGUAACGGGUAAUUCAGGCGACGAAUGGGUGCGAGUCCACGGCAUCGAUGGAGAAGAAAAAGAGGUGCUGAAGGGGCAUCACGGCCCUGUGCACUGCGUAGAAUUCAGUCCGGAUGGUGAGAUGUACGCGAGUGGUAGUGAGGAUGGCACAAUCCGGUUGUGGCAAACAACUCCGGGAAAGUCCUAUGGUCUCUGGCAAGGGCAGAAUGGCAGCUAG
Molecule: messenger RNA, 963 nt
Organism: Pleurotus ostreatus (oyster mushroom)
Lineage: Eukaryota; Fungi; Basidiomycota; Agaricomycetes; Agaricales; Pleurotaceae
Exons: 4
Coding region: 1-963 (320 amino acids)
Biological process (GO): spliceosomal snRNP assembly
Cellular component (GO): SMN complex
Molecular function (GO): RNA binding; protein binding
Source: RefSeq, a predicted model, not a curated record